AAGCAAAAGACUGGUGAAACUUCAAGAGCCCUAUUAUCUUUCAAGCAGAGCAGCAGCAGACUGGGAAAAUAAGAAAUAUACCCUGGAAAAAAAUAAGGCAUCUGUUUCUCCCAAACACUGGACAACAAGAGAAUUAACACACAAUGGGGCAAGAAGAACCUCAAAAUAAACAAGGAUGCCAGCAUUUCCAGCUAAUCCCUGGGAUCAUUGCUAUUGUUUUCAUCUCACUUCUCAGUGUCUGCUUUAUUGCAAGUUGUUUGGUGACUCAUAACAACCUUCUACGCUGUAAGAAAAACAUGGGAAUGUUCAAGUCACCAGAGCACAGUACGAAGCUGACAUGCAUCAAUGAACAAUCAGAAGUGAAAGGAAACACCUGGAAUUGUUGUCCUGUUGGCUGGAGAGCUUUUCAGUCCAACUGCUAUCUUCCUCUUAAUGACAAGAAGACAUGGGUGGAGAGUGAAAGGAACUGUAUAGAGCUGGUGGCUCACCUGGCCACCAUCAGCACAGAAGCUGAGCAGAACUUUAUUAUUCAAUUUUUGGAUAGACAUUUUUUAUAUUUCCUGGGACUUUCCCGCGAGAAUCCUGAAGGCCAGUGGCAAUGGGUGGACAGGACGCCAUUUAAUCCACAUAUAAUAUUCUGGCAUAAGGGUGAACCCAACAACCAUCAGACAGAAAAUUGUGUUGUCCUUGCUAAUGACCAAAACAAAUGGACCUGGAAAAAUUUUUCUUGUAAUUUUGAGGCAAGUAGGAUUUGUAAGAAACCUGGAAGAAUACUCAUCUGAACGCUGUGAAGGGGUUCUUGUGAUGAGGACAGAAGAAAAGAACCUAUUAGACAAAGGCAGAAUGUACAUUAAUCAUUGGAAUAGAAAAAUCAUACUAGAUCACAGAAGAUUUUCAGUCAUGAUGGCCUUAUUUAUUUUGUUCAAUUCAUUCAACAAAUCAAUUGUGUUUUUGUGUGGUGUUUUAGUGGUAGAAAUCAUCUCUUCUAUGAAAAUCAGUUUUCAUUAACUUUGCUUUCUUGAUAGUAUUUCAAAGGAUUCACUUUUCAAUUGGUAUGUAUUUAUUACAUUUUUAACAGAAUGGAUUAA
This is a messenger RNA of Molossus molossus (Pallas's mastiff bat), 1088 nucleotides long. RefSeq names its product C-type lectin domain family 4 member D (gene CLEC4D). Bases 144 to 782 code for a protein of 212 amino acids. The transcript has 7 exons. NCBI's taxonomy places the organism in Eukaryota, Metazoa, Chordata, Mammalia, Chiroptera, Molossidae. The record is from RefSeq and is a predicted model, not a curated record.